Messenger RNA from Lathyrus sativus (Indian pea), 474 nucleotides. The record is from the annotation of a GenBank genome assembly. NCBI's taxonomy places the organism in Eukaryota, Viridiplantae, Streptophyta, Magnoliopsida, Fabales, Fabaceae.
AUGGCGUUCGCUUCUUUUCUCGGAAGAGUCCUCUUCGCCUCCGUCUUCAUCCUCUCUGCUUACCAAGAAUUUCAUGACUAUGGAGUUGAUGGGGGACCUGCAGCAAAAGCAAUCAGACCGAAGUAUGAAGCCUUUAUAAAUAAAGUUGAUUCACAUGUUGGCUUCCAACUUCCAGAAAUUGAUAUAAAAUUUUUAGUUGCUGGGGCUAUUGGUCUCAAGGGUGUUGGAGGGAUUUUUUUCAUACUUGGCAGUUCGCUCGGAGCUACACUUCUGCUUUUGCACCAGGUGAUUACCACUCCAAUAUUAUAUGAUUUCUAUAAUUACGACCACGAGGACAAAGAAUAUAUUCAACUUUUCAUCAAAUUUACUCAGAAUAUGGCUCUCUUUGGGGCUUUAUUGUUUUUCAUUGGGAUGAAAAACUCCAUUCCUAGAAGGCAACCCAAGAAGAAGGUUCCCAAAACAAAAACCUACUAG